Cyprinodon variegatus (sheepshead minnow) is the source of this 2783-nucleotide messenger RNA. RefSeq names its product gastrula zinc finger protein XlCGF57.1-like. The coding region runs from base 145 to 1881 and encodes 578 amino acids. Lineage: Eukaryota; Metazoa; Chordata; Actinopteri; Cyprinodontiformes; Cyprinodontidae. Gene Ontology annotation, biological process: regulation of transcription by RNA polymerase II. The transcript has 3 exons. The record is from RefSeq and is a predicted model, not a curated record. Gene Ontology annotation, molecular function: DNA-binding transcription factor activity, RNA polymerase II-specific; RNA polymerase II cis-regulatory region sequence-specific DNA binding.
AAGAAGAAUGAGAACGACGCCUGGAUUUCAACGCAUCUUUAUUUUGGGAAUAAAAAAUACAUUUAUACACCCCACCUAGAAUCGAGAUGGAACUGAUCAACAACUGCCAAACCACUAUUGGGGGAACAUAAGGUAAUAUCGGAGAUGUGGAGACAGCGGCUCCGCUGGAGGCAGAGUGAAGCAAUGGGAGACAUUUCCAAAACAAAAGAAGAGGACAGAGAAACGGAUCACAGCGUCCAGGAUGCUGAUAUUAAGCAGGUGGUGGUUGUUAAAGAAGAAGUUCCUGUAGACGUCAUACGGUAUGCUGACCAGAAUGACCUUCACCACAUAAAGGAAGAACAGGAAGAAGUCUGCACCAGUCCAGGGGGGGAGCAACCUCAUAAGGAGGAAGAGAUUGAUAACAGCAGCUGUCCAGUGAAUGCUACUCUUUCUACGAGGGUGGGUGAUGAACAGCUCCCUUUGCUCUCAAAGCUUUUUUCGAGCCAAAUCAAAAGUGGAGAGCUUCCUCAGAAGAACAGUGGAGGGGAAUAUUGCAUCAGGAUGGAAGAUCAUGGAGAUGGUGCCAUUUACUUAAAGACUGAAGACACAGAGAAGAGUAAUGAUAAAAAUGAUGUGAUGCACUCAAUAUCUGAGCUGAAAUGGAUGUCAGGCUCUGGACUUAAAUCUCAGGUCAUUGAAAAUGACUCGGAGAGUAGAGCACCCGAGUCAGGUGAAAAUAUUAUUAAUAAAACAUUCAGCUCCUCUGAAUUUGCUGAGCAAUUUGUUCACCAUCAAUUUCUUCAAAAAGACGCAGUCAGCUCAGAAAUAGGGUCUUCGGGUUUGCUGGAUACAUUUUUUAAUGAGAAGAAAAAUGUGGACUCAGACGUCCCGGAAUUGGUGAAGUUUAUUUGUGAGAGUUGUGGUAAAACAUUUUUUAAAAAGAGCAAUUUGAAAAAACACAUGAUGAUACAUACGGGACAGAAACCUUACUGUUGUAAUCUAUGUGGACAAAGAUGUAUUCAGUCAAUAGAUUUAAAGAGACACAUGAGAAUUCACACCGGACAGAAACCUUUUGGUUGUGAUCUGUGUGGGCGAAGUUUUGCCCUAAAAGGAGCUUUGAACACACACAUGAAAAUACACACGGGCCAGAAACCUUUCUGUUGUGAUUUAUGUGGACUAAGAUUUUGUGUUAAAGGACAAUUAACCAGACACAUAAGAAUUCACACAGGACUGAAACCUUACAGUUGUGAUCUAUGUGGACGAGGAUUUACUCAAAAAACACACUUAACUGACCACAUGAGAAUCCACACGGGUCAGAAACCUUUCUGUUGUGAUCUGUGUGGUCAGAGGUUUACUGCAAAAACAGGCUUAAACACACACAUGAGAAUCCACACUGGACAGAAGCCUUUUUGUUGUGAUCUGUGUGGAGAAAGAUUUAGCCAGAAAGCACUUUUAAACAAGCACUUAGAAUUCCACACAGGACAGAAAUCUUUUAGCUGUGAUCAAUGUGGAAAGGGAUUUAGCCAAAAAACGUACUUACAGAAACACAUGGUAGUCCACACAGGACAGAAACCUUUCCAUUGUGAUCAAUGUGGAAAAGGAUUUACCCAAAAAGUACACUUAAGCAGACAUUUUAGAAUCCACACAGGACAGAAACCUUUCAGCUGUGAUCAGUGUGGUAAAGGUUUUAGCCAAAAACCACACUUAAUCAAACACAUGGUAGUCCACACAGGACAGAGACUCUUCUUUUGUGAUCAAUGUGGAAAAGGUUUUACUCAAAAAGUACACUUAAACACACAUCUCAGAAUUCACACAGGACAGAAAUCUUUCUGUUGUGAUCUAUGUGGACAAAGAUUUGGGGUAAAAGGAAAUUUAAAACGGCACAUGAAAAUCCACACUUGAGAGAAAAUUGCUAAGCUUUGAUUGCUCAUGCUGUGCCGCUAUAUUGGGCUGUAAAAACAUUUUUGUGUUGUCACUAAACAAUCUUCUCUUUUCAAUAUUGAUAUUUAUCUAAUUAUUUUUAUUCUUGAAACACUUCAAGUUAUAGAUUUGUUUACUUAUACUGUUGGUAAUUUCUUAUCUUACUUUUCCAGGUCUAUUGUUGUGGAUUUUUUCAAUUAUGAAGGAGUGAGACAUUAGCCCCAUUUAUACUAUCCUUUUGAAUCCGUGCCGAGAUCGGACUGAGCACGGUAACCCAGAUAAUGUUAAGUGUAAAUGGCACGCACAACUGAACCAGACUGGGCCAGACUCAACCGAACCACGCUAAACUAGUUCUAGUUCUUGCUCGGUUCUUAGAUAACAAAGAGCGUAUGAGCAGACUGCGUCAUCUCCUCAGAGUCAGCCUCAGUAAUCAUGAAAUUUCAGACAUUGAUAAAAAAAUAAUAUCUUCCAUACCGUGGCAGGAUUUCCAGUGAUGAUUCUGCUUAGCAGUCUGAUGAACCUCAAUGUCUGUUAUUGUUUCCUGCUUCUGUAAGCCCUGGUUAGACUAUCGUUUGUCGUAUCUACUUCCCAAAAGCCGAAUCUGUUAAGUAAAUUCACAAAAGGCGACCUUCUUCGCCAGACUCUCCGCAAAGAGACUCUCCCAAACUUUCAGAAUGUUACAGGGGCCACAAUGUUGCUUUGCUUGUUUACUUCAAGAGAGCAGUAGUACCGUAGGUCGUCACUAGGAGGCGAGGAACCGUGCUAGCGUGAUGUGUAAAUGGUUGUAAGGAACCAAAUACUGUUAACUGAUCCAAGCUCGGUCUGAACUCGGCACAGAUUGGUUUUCAGAAGGUAAUGUAAAUGUGGCUCUUUUUUCACAAAAA